This is a messenger RNA of Jaminaea rosea, 12118 nucleotides long. RefSeq lists its product as hypothetical. The record is from RefSeq and is a predicted model, not a curated record. The coding region runs from base 1 to 11775 and encodes 3924 amino acids. NCBI's taxonomy places the organism in Eukaryota, Fungi, Basidiomycota, Exobasidiomycetes, Microstromatales. The transcript has 11 exons.
AUGCCUUUACAGCGACCUCAGGGAGGCCACGAGGAGCACUACGAGCAGAACGAUGCUGGGAGCCCGUGGACCUCACCCCUAACGAAAGCGAGCGGGAUCAUCGCUAUUGCCAACGCAGCGGCCAGCAAUUCACCUCCUUGCAAUGCCUCGCAGCAGUCGCGAGAAAGCAGCACCGAGCUCACCAGCGAUGACGCGUCGCCGCCUGUUCCAACAAAGUGGACUGGCCAAGAAAGCGAAUUGCUUCUCAAAGCUGUUGCCCGAUAUGGCCUGGGCUGGCCGAAGGUCGCGCGCAAGCUAGCCGAACAAGCAGCCGUAUCACGCAGCGCGGGCGCGGCCCGCCAUCGAUACGAGCGCUUGCUCGACAAUGGCCAGAUCCCGGUCUCGAUUCAGAGGGGGUCCGCAUUGGCUUCGAAAUCUAGUCUACAUGGAUGCCGAAAGGACAGUACGGCGCAGUCAAUGCGCGAUCAUCGCCCCCGGACCACCGGCAGCUCGGCCCCUUCGAAGGCAGCCGAUAGAGGCAGAUUCUGGAGCGAAAGAGAGCAAGAUGAGCUGUGCAACAUCGCUAUGAGGCGUGAGCGUAUGGGGUUUCGUCCUUCACACGCUGUAUAUGCUGAGUUCCGCAGGGCAUUUCGAGGGACCAAGAAGACAAAAGAAGAGGUCAUGAAGAAGUACAAGGAGUUUUGUGUCAAAGGAGAUGACAGCUCGAGCGAGGAGGACGAGGAGUCGAGCGGGGAGGAAAGCAACAGCGAUGAAGAGGGGACGGGCGCGGGCGAGGAGGAUGACGACGAUCGGGGCACAACAGACAACUCGACGAGGCGUUCGAGUGGCGCACUUAGCGCUGAAGGCAAUGGCAGGAGCUUGACGAGGGUUGCCAAUCAGUGCAAGCACCAAGCUUCUACGUCGUCUAGCAACAGUUGGUCCAGGGUGCCCCUCCCUCCACCGCACUCGAAUAUCACCCUUCCCUCCCCUCGUCCGCCUUCGCUGGCCAGGCUAGACAGCAUCGCCCCCUCCGUGCACUACACCAUCCAUCACACGUCAAACGGGGUCACCUUGACGUCCUGCCCGCCGGGCUUAGGCAUCGCAAUCUACUCUCCCUGGUCCAUCAGCUUCAUGAGCACGGAGCAGCUUUCCAGACUAACGCAGCCUUCAGCGGCUCAACAUGAGCAGCCAGCCUUCGCCUUCAAGAUCGAAGACGACAGAUUUGCCGCGUGGUCCCAGUGCAGGGCGUUAGGGGCUGCGAAACACUCGCAGAAGCGGACGCAGCACGACCCGAGAAACAAGCACAAGACAUCAACAGCUUCCAAUGCGCUAGCGUUUCCUGAGCACAAGUAUGGUCUGGGGGACCUUGAGUCGCAGUCCGCCACCAAAGCCAGCCGCACCUUCUCCGUCAAGUCAGAGCCGACAACGAAGACGACGACAAUGCCGACGGCCUCGAAUGGGCCUCAAGAAUGGGCACUGCUGCACACAUCGGCCGGAGGCGCUUUGGCUUCCUCCUCAUGCCUUCCAAGUACACCUACAGGCGCUGCGGCGUCUACCAUUCCCAGCCCUCGCGCAAUUCUGAAGGGAGACGGUAGCCCUCCCCUUUUGGCGUCUCGAGCUCGCGUUACACAGUCGCAUGAGGCAACGCCAGUCAGGCAGCUUUCGCCUCUAUUCUCUACGCCACCUCUGUCUACACGGGAAGCAAGCCCAGGCUUCGAAGAGGUUGAGGUGCGCUUGGCCAGUGUCCCAUCGCAAGCACUGUCUGUGCAGGCGUCCAACGACCGAUCUCGCAAUGACGCUCGCGAAGCCAAUCAUCCCGACUCGUCAGCCAGUCGGAGCAUCGAGCCGCGAGAUCUCGACGACAGCUCAGCACACUCAGUCGCCUCGAGUCAGGACAGCGAGUCAUUGACCAGUCUCAGCGACCUAGCGAAAAGUGACGAGGAUAACGAGGAUGACGAGGACGAGGACGAGAGAGAGAAUGAAAGCGAUGGCGACGCAUCAGACGACAAUGGUAGCGCACCGAGCUACCCCUGGCCUGGCUUCGAUUGGACGCGAAGGCAAGAUGAGGCCUUGCUCAGGUCCGUUCAGAAGCACGGCACGAAGUGGACCGCCGUGCAAGAGGACAUGGCUGCGGCUGGCGCUCCCAGACGUACUCGCAAUGCUCUGAGCAUCAGAUACACACGAAUUCGCUCGAAGCGCCAGAGGGACAUCCCCGAAGAUGACGAGCACGACAGCUCCAUAGAGCCACAAAAGUCAGCAGGGUCAUCAACUCAAGGAGACCGGUCAGCCCAGACGGGGGCCCCUGGCUCAUCCCGUCGAGAGAGCCAAGCCAGCCCAUCGACACCAUUGCGUGCCGCAUCCCUGGUCCAAUUGCUGGGCAGGAGCACUAGAGACGUUCCGAUCGGCGCCACCGUAGCAGCUGCCUCUGAUCGCCAUCAACCGGCCCCGCUCACAGGGACUUAUGAAUCAACCCGAAAGCGUAGAAAGCAGAGCGACUGUCACACCUGGACACAAGAGGAGAAGGAGGCCCUUCGCGCCAUCGGGGACAAGCACACGCGGCUGGGUACCGUCCAGAGGCAGAAGGCAAUUUACAAGGACUUCUGUGCCCGCUUUCCUGGGACGAAACUCAGGUCGCACGUCGUCCUCGUCUACUACCACGCAAUGCUUCGAAGGAGCGGCAAUCGGCAGGUCCCUAGCGAGACUAGCGGGGCUUCAAGAGCAAUAAGGGGGACUCUUUCUGCGACUUCUACAUCGUCCAGGUCCGGCGACCAAGCAAGGGGCCCGUUCACUUCUCAGGAAGCUGUGGAAGCGCCUCGAGCGAGAUGUUCAGAGCAUCGCACUCCACCUCGACAGCCACCACCUGGGGCCAAGAGCAGAGGUCGCCCCUUUACGGAGGAAGAGAUGGCGGUACUCAAGCUGAUUAGGCCCAAAAGCUACGCGUCGGCCAGUUCAAGAUGGGACAUCAGCGCAGACGCAUACCGAGUCUUCGUCGAAAAAUUUCCCAACACGAGUCGCUCUGAGUCUUCGGUGAGGCACAAAUACUUGAAAAUGCUUGAAGCGCGGGGAAGUGAUGCCGAAACUAGAGACAAAGAUGACCAAAGAGAGGACGGAGGAGACAAAGAAGCCGAGUCAGGAGACGUGGAGCUGGGCGACGAGACAGGACACGAUCAGAGCCAGUUGGCAGACACCUCUGCUACGGCCUAUGGUAGGAGGCCCUUGCCUCAACCUGGCUGCACCCCGAACAGGUUUUCUUUCAACGCCGACAGCAGCACGCAAGGGCCACCACCAUCUCACGGAAACUUGCUUCCGGGAAGAAUCGAGCCUCAGCCUCAUCAUGUCGUGACCGGCAUCUCUGCUCCAUUGACACGGCCUUCUUUCCAGUUGCCCGAUUCAAGCCCGGCCCCAGCCCCAGGGCAAAGCGCUGGGGCGGACAGCAUCACAUGCGCCAUUGACAUCGAGCCCAACCGCAUCACACUGCGCGGAUGUUCGCCUGGCCUGGGUGUGGGAAUCUACUCUCCAACCUCGAUACGCCUGCUUGGCCGUAAGGAGAUGGUCGACGUCGCUCAGAGGCCAGCGAGGGAGCAGCCGGCCUUCGCAUUUCGCAUCGGCGAGGAUCAGACGCGCUCCGUACAAUUAGUCAAGUGGCCGCCUGGCACAAGCAGUAGCAUGUCAAUCCUGCCUGGUGGGGCUGCGGAUGGUGUGCAGGAGGGCGACAGGCCGAAGAUGAGCAUACAAACGAGCGUGGUCGGGCCGGACGGGUUCACACUCGUGGAGGUAGGCGUCUUGAGCUGGCAGAGCGGGUCAGGAGUGACCGCCACUUCAGGGCCGAAAGCGAUCGCGAGGCCCGAGCGUCGAGGUCAAAGCGGGGGUCCGGCGGACAGGCACGCGGGCGGAGAGCUGAGCGAGACGUCAGAACCAGCUACGCCCCACUCGACGGGGUCACAAGAUGGAGAACUGCCUCAGACGUCCUUCUCCGACCCCUUGAUCCUAUCUCCGCUUUGGUCAUCAUCCCCGCCAUCCGCCGUGACCUCCCUCAGUGACAGCGGGCCCUUGGCUCCCCUUAGAGGCGGCGAGCUUACGGCAUUCAAAGCUCCACUCAAGCUUUCGCUGGAUCAGCAGCCACCUCUCAAGCAGCCUUUUCCUUCAUAUUCGACCGAUUCUCUCUCUCCUUGCAGACUUGACUCAGGCUUCAAAGAAGUGAGCGCACACAUCGCAAGCGCUUCGCACCCCGAGCUCGCACAAGAGAGCAGCCUACAACGACAUCAACGUUCAGCGAGCCACGAGCCCAUUGCAGACGCUUCCGCCAGGCGUUCGACUGAAGCAGAAGAACGCGACGACACCCCUGCGGGCUCACUCUUCUCAGGGGAUGACAGCGACCUCACCGACGAAGAGGAUCCCGAUGCAACAGACGAUGCGAGCGCAGCCCUCACAGAUGAAGGGCACCGACCCCGCAAUUCACAGAGUGCCAAGUGGCCCCUCGCCGAAGGCGCCUUCGAAUGGGACAAGGCCCAGAACGAUCUCCUCCUGAGCUCGGUCAAGAAACACGGGAGAAACUGGAUUGCCGUCGCCGCAGAUAUGGCUGCAGCUGGCGCCCCCAAACGUACCGGCAAUGCGCUCAAGGCCCGCUACAAUCGAAUGUGUGCUGCUGUCAAGAGAAACGCUCCAGCUGGACAAGUGACCCCGCUGCGCACCGCCUCGCUCCCUCAGCUGACUGGAACCAGCACAAGGAUCACGUUGGGCAGCAGCGCACUUGCUUCCUCAUCUCGAGACCAGCCUAUCCCACUCACCGGCCCUCUGCCUGGACCUCGCAAGCGUAGAAGGCUCGAACAGCACAGCUGGACGGAGAAGGAGAAAGAUGCUCUACGUCGUAUCGCGGACAAGCAUGCCCAACUGCCGUACAAAGCCAAGGAGACGGCCUUCUUCAAAGACUUCGCAGCACUCUUUCCCACAACAGCAAAGAAGCUCAGCCCACGCUUCGUCUUCAAUUACUACAAUGACUCGCUUCGUACGCCCGUAGGGAGCCGACCUCUCAUCAGUGGAACAAGCGAGUCGAACAGUGGGCAGGCAGCUUCCACCUCGCAGCAACGGGCUCUGCCUGCUGAGGAGCCUGAGCCACAUGGCAACGGAUUCAAGUUCACCAAUGAGGAGCUGGCCUUCCUUCGGACCAUCAGGCCCAAGAGUGAGGGCGUGCCCAAGUCGAGAUGGAGCUUGGGGUCAGGUGUCCAUCGUGCCUUCAAGGAAAGGUUCCCGGAUAGCACGCGUUCUGAUGCUUCAGUCAGAACCAAGUACUUGCAAUUGAUGGAUCAGGGUCAGCUUUUGGGGGGAAGUGAGCGCGUUGAGGACAGUCAAGCGUCCAGGAGAAAGAACGUCACUGGUCCGGGACUCACUGAGCAGCAGGCGCGAGCUCUCCUUGCGAAGCAGCCUACGGCAGGCCAGAACAUCUCAUUGGGCACCACAAAGGCGUCGGAUGUCAAUGAUAGGCAGAAAGGGGUGGUCAACAAUGACAAGCCGAUGUCAAGCACGACGCUGCUUAGUCGCCAGGGCAUUCUUGGCGCCACGGUCGGUACGGCCGGCGCUCCUUCGUCCCCCAUUCAGCGUCCAGUCCACUCGUCGCAGGGCUCAAGCUCAUCCAUCAACUUCUCGAUUAAUGUCGAGGAUCAAGUCAUUACGCUUAGCAAUUGCCCUCCUGGGCUUGGCGUAGCCGUCUACUCUCCUACGUCGAUCCGCCUCCUUGGGCGCCAGCAGAUGCUGGACCUCUCCUCAGCAUUAGAGCAACCAGCUUUUGCGUUCCGUAUCUCAGAGGAUGAGAGUCGCUCCGUCCAGCUUGUGAAUUGGCCGCAGGGCACCAGCACGAGUAUGGCGAUUGUUUCUGGCAAUUCCGCAGCGGAAGGGGGCAAGGCGGGCCCUUCCUCAAUCAAGAUGGAUGCUCAGCCUCGCAAGCGCCGUAUUGUCCUCAAAAGCGGUGGAGGCAUCCUCUCGUCUGCCAUUCGAGUUCCCGCAACUCCUCCCCAGGGAGGUGCGCUGCUGGGUCCUCAUUCUUCGCCCUUGUUCCGUACACCUCCUUUGCCCCCACGCAAGAGGAACGCAGGCUCUCAAAAAAGCCAGCAAGACGACAUCACCUCGGCAAGACUACUUUCUGGGCUCGCUCUCACUCCUGCACAUCCGAAAGAGCCAAGUGCUCAGCAUUCAGCCAGCCUCCCCUUUGACGAUCGUCACUUCCAUGGCGCCGACAACGGCUCGGCCGUCUCCCUCUACGAUGACUACCACGAAUCCGACUCCUGCUCGGACGAUCUCAGUGAGCCAGUCUCCUCUCACGACGAAGACUUCGACCCCACCAACCCCGACAAAGAGCCCAACUACGCACGUGUGGCCCAUCGUCACUCUCACGCUUCAGGUUUGGCCAUUCCCGCUACCACUCUUUCGGGAACUAUUGAGUCGUUUGAGUGGGACAAAAUUCAGAACGACUACCUGCUGAGCAUGGCUUCAAAACUGAACAACGACUGGCUUGCCGUAGGAAAGGAGAUGGAAGCGAAAGGUUGGCCACAGCGUAGCGAAGGCGCUCUAAGGAGGAAAUGGCAGCGUUUGAUGCGCAAAUCCUUGAUUGAUGAAGCUGAGCAGCUCGACAGCUCGGCAACGGGCAUCAACGAGCUUUGCGCAGGAGCGAAGCGUACUGCCGUCAGCCGGCGCAAGAUUAUCCUCACGACUGGCCGCAUCAACAAGAAGAAGCACCCGAAUCACAGCUGGACGGAGGAGGAGAGAAAGACACUGCGCCAAAUUGGAAACAAGCACGACCGGCUCGGCACCCAGGGCAAGGAGAAAGCGAUAUUCAAGGACUUCAAGGAGGUGUUUCCAACUACGCAGCUGUCUCCUCAUGCAGAGUUCAGCUACUAUUGCUCGAUGCUGCGCUAUGCCAAGUCAAGCGAAGUCGUCAAUGAUCGGGAGACCAUGGCUCGGCUCGGUGAUCGAGUUCUGAGUACUUCUCCUCCUCCCCAGCAACAAGGCCAUCAUCAAUCACGUACGAUCAUCCCGCCACGAGACUCAAAAGGGCCUCAUCGAGGGAUACCAUGGACUCAGGAGGAGAUCGGCAUCCUUGAUGGAAUCAAACCUCCACUCGGCGAGGCGAUCACGAGAUCGGCCGUCUUCAAAGCAUUCAAGAUCAGUCUGCCUCAGACAAAGAGGACAGAAUCGUCCGUAAUCCAUAAGUGGCAAGCAUUGUUUGGUAAGCAAACUCGCCGCCUGACGAGGGGCGGAGGCAAGAUUCAUGGCGUGAAAGAGGAGGGACUGGGCCCUCCUGCCAGCUCGAGCUCACUGCAGCAAGUCAAGAACGAACCUGAUGAAGAUCAGCACAUUGUCAAUCGUAGCAUACAGAGCGAGAGCGGAGGCUCUCACGACAUUGGCUCUUCAUCCCAGAACCUCAACAAAAGACUCGACUUUGCUCUCCAGCUAGACACCUACGGCAUCUCUCUCCAAAAUCCUUCAGCUGGCCUCGCAGUGGCGAUUUAUUCUCCCACUCUGGUGCGCUUCCUCGGGUUUGAGCAGAUGCACGCUUUGAGUCAGGCCGAAGAUGAAGAGCAGCCAGCUUUCGCCUUCCAGGUAUCCAAGGGUGGGGAUGGAUCUGUACAGCUGAUCAAUUGGCCCAUGGGCACCAGCACGAGCGUUGAGAUGGUUUCAAACGACGCCAGGAGAGUCAAGCGACAGAUCAUGGCAACUGCAACUGAUGGUGUGCCUGGUAACAAAAGGCGCCACACGCUGGAGCCCAUCAUCAUCAGCGACGACGAUGAGCCUGCAGAGGGCAGAUCGCGGCCGCCGCGCUUCUCCUCCCCUCCUCGCCAGCGUCUCAUGCAUCAGACAGGAGAUGCCCAAUCAAAUCUGACCGACGUAAAGAAUGGAGAUCUCAAUUCCUCUCAGCUGCCCAACUUGCCUGAUGCCUUGGCUAUCAAAGCCUCGCCGGCCUUGCAAGCCCUGACUCGCCAACCAUCAGCAGCUCAACAAGGCCCUAGCAGCCCGCAUGGGAGCGUUUUGCAUGUCCACCCCACUCCAUCAUCGUUGAGUCGCGUCGCCACCCUGGCAGCGAGCACAGGGUCUCACUCGCCCAUUUCAGGACGUAUACACUCUGCCUCAGCAGAUCGCGAGGCCUCACCCACCAGCAGUCUGAGUGAUCUCUUCGACCUCUCGUCAGACAGCGACAGCAACUACGGCGAGUCGGACGGUCACGUCAAAGAUAGGAGGCCUCAAUGGCCAGAGCAUGAGUCCAAGCUUCUACUGAGCUGCUACGCCCGCCAUCCCAAUAGGUGGACUGCGAUUGCCAGGGAGAUGGAGACAGCAGGCAGCCCGCAGCGAUCAACUUCAGCGCUGCGAAGGAAGUAUCAGCGUUUGAUGCGUAGGAAGGCUGCGCUUGCACGCAAGGCAAUUUUUGCCUCAUCAACAAAUCCUGCAGCGAACAAGAAUCAAUCGCGAUCGAACCCAGGUCCUUCGAUUACACAGCAGCAGCUGCCGAAUACCAGCGGCACAACAGCCAGCACGGCCUGUGCCAAGUCAGGCUCGUCUUCAUCCUCCAGGAACCCGCAGACACCUCAACGCCUAGUAGGAAGGCCUCGUAGCGAUCCCAAUCAAGAGACUCACGCAUGGAGCGAAUCAGAGAAGGCCGCGUUGGUCCUCAUUGGAACCAUGCAUGACAAGGCUGGUACGGAGAACAAGGGACAAGCGGUUUUCGAUGACUUUGCACGCGCAUUUCCUCGAACAGCGUCGACCAUGAGCAAAGCUAACGUUACCUCUAUGCUGCGUCAUUUGAAAAUGCAAGGAUAUAGAGGCAGGCUCGGCGGAGAGGUCGAGCAGCAGCUGCAGCAGCAAUCAUCUGGCUCGGCGGCGAUGGCGGAGCCAAUGGCAGAAGCUUCUACCGCCUCAUCAUCCUCAACAGCUUUGCCCGAGAUGUCUCGGGCUCGUGCAGUUGCAAUCACCCCGGCUUCGACAAUGGGCAGCCACAAAAGCCCCUCAUCUCACGACUACCCACCUCGAGUGUUUCGUCGCUGGACACAGUCGGAAACCCAGGUGCUGCAAAGCAUUGCCCACAAGCGCGCCAGCACGGGGCUCGAUGCCACUGCAAAUGGAGUGGGCUGGUACGCGCAGGCCGAAGUGUACGCCGACUUCAAGCGUAGCUUCCCCGACACACCGAGGACGGACAAGUCGGUCGUGUGGAAGUAUCUGCAGCUUGCUCAGAACGGCAAAGCCAGGAGGGUAAGCCACAUCGAGCAUGGAAGCGGCAGUGACGCGGAGGAAAGUCAGGAAGAGAGCAGUGAGGAGGAUGAGGAUUCGCAGCCAGAGACUGCGGAGCAGAGCCUCGCGCCUGAGCCGACACCAGCUUUGACUCAGGCAUCAACGCCUCUAGUCCCCCGAGCUAGUGCCAACAACCUCAUAGCCGUCUGCAACCUAGCGGUCGAGUUCGAGACGAACGGCAUCACCUUCACCAACUGUCCAGCCCAAAUGGGCAUCGCCAUCCACAGCCAAACUCUCUUCACGCUGCUAGAUCCUCAGCAGAUGGAUGCUUUGCAGAUGACACUCUCGAGCUCCUCUUCGAGCGCGCCUGCCUUUGCGUUCAGGUUGCUCGAUGGUGGCUCGGUACAGCUCCUUCAAUGGCCCGAGGGCACAUCGACGAGCAUCUCAUUCGUUCAACGUGCGAAUGAGGGGAACAAGCCUCGCAGCGCAAUGCAGACAAGCAUUGUGGGGCCUGAUGGAUUCACGAUCAGAGUAAUCACCUGGUUACUGUCUGGCAUUGGCGGCAGCCACGGCAAGAUGGCUUCCCCGAAGAUGCCUGGCGACGAGGACGACAGCGGAAUUGCGCUUGUGCCUACGCUGGGCCAUGAUCACGGCCUCGUCGAGAGCACGCUACUUCCUGCUCAGGGCGAAGCUCAGCACCCACAAGCCAAGACGUGUUGCUCCACUGGGGAACAAGGACAACCCUCACCUCUAGACCUGCAAAACACCAUCAGCUUGGCCGACGCCUCCGCCGCCAACUCCUUCCAUACCGCGCUUUUCCAGCCAGGCGUUCGCGCAGCAGGGAAGCCAUCACUUGCGCACGCGUCUGGCAAGUACACACCAUCUCAGUGGCACCCGAUGCCAGGGUCCAGAGGCAGCUCCGCCCAUGACUCUGCCGACGCAGCUCUGGAGCGACACCAGACCGGAAAGCCUACCAGUUGCGAAGACCCAACUACCUCGAAUUCCAGUGCCCUGUCCAGUCCCGACGAGCUAGCCAUAUCCUCCGCAGCCGGUAGCGUCGCGGAAUCCUCUGUCUGCGUACCAAUUCGCCUACCUCGCUGGAAGAAGAGUGAGGCCGAGCUGCUACUAAGCUGUGCCGCUCGUCAUCCCGAUGAUUGGACCGCGAUUGGGAGGGAGAUGCAAGCUAAUGGCAGUCCGCCGCGCACCGAGUCCGCUCUCAGAAUCAAAUGGCGCCGUCUUCUUGACACCGAGAGAGAGUGCAGGGCAUUUUGUGGUCAGGCAUCAUCGUCUGCGAUUCCUUUGCAGAGCCAGGACAACGGUGCUCAGCCCUCCGCGAGCGCUCAGCUGGCACCGUCGACCUAUCAAACGGCCACACCCUCCACAAGUAGCGGCUUUGGGCUUGUGACUACUCCUGUCAGCAGCAGUGCAACCAGGCAAAAGUCCACACACGCUCGAGUGAUAGCCAAACAUCGAUGGACCGACGACGAGAAGCGUAUUCUUUUAAAGAUCGGGCAAAGACACGAGGCUCUCGGCACUGUGGGCAAAAUCCGUUUGAUCUACGACGAGUUCUCUCGAUGUUUCCCCAGCACGACGGCCGACAUGAACCAGCGUACGGUCUACACUAUGUACUACGGGCUCAAGAAUGGUACACAUAAGAUUGCAGAAGAGUCAGGCUCCCAUGCGCAGCAAUCAACGUCAUCAACAUCAUCCACACACUCUGUCCCGACAAGCGUUUCGCAUCAGCACAGCGCUGCAGCCGCCAGGGCUCGUGGUGAAGCCACCGUCCGCAGCCAACCAUGGGAAGAGCAUGAGCUGCUAGCCCUCGAGGAGAUUGCAGACGAAUAUGAAGCGGAAGGAAGCGAAGAGUGGAAUCGUGUAGGGCAUGUAUAUGGAAGAUUCGUCCGCAUAGUUGGCCCAACACAGAGGAGCGAGGCUAGCGUGCGCACCAAGUUUAUCAGAUUGUUUUGCGUGAGUGGAGAUGAGGACGAGGAAGACGAAGAGGAGGAAGAGGAAGCAUACAAGCCGAGGGCGCCGCGCCGCAGCAAGACAAGCCAACUGGACGUAAUCGAUGACAGGGCUGAUGCAAGCCACAGCAACACAGUGACGUACAAGCGGGGCAGCGAUGCCGCCCUUGCGACAUCAGCUCCAUUCAAAGAACAGCAGGACAAGUCAGGGCUCGUAAUAGACGCAACGACAGCUCGAGACAUUGAGACAGCUCCCCGCGAAAUGAUCGCUCCUGCUCAUUCCAACGACACCACCCUCAACAUAGCCUUCGAUCUACAGCCCAACGGUAUCACCUUUGAACGUCUCACCUACGGUCUUGGGAUCGCCCUGUACUCCCCCACACGCUUUCACUUGCUGGAUAAGAAGCAGAUGCAAGGCAUAGCUGGCGCUGCUGCAGGCCUUGAGCUUCCGGCCUUCGCCUUCUCGAUGCAAAAGAACGGGUCCAUCGAGCUGCUCAGCUGGCCCGAGGGUACAUCGACGAGAGUAGAGGCUGUUGGCGGCUCGGGGCACAAGGUGGGAAUGCAGACUGAGAUUAUCGGACCUGAUGGAUUUACAGUCAGAGUUGUUGCUUGGCCUUGAGAAAAACUCCAGUCGAGCGACGAAGAGUGUAGCAACUACUUCGAGUUCUUUUCAUUUUGUUCAUUUCUCUGACCAAAUCAAUCAAUACCACGUGUAGCCUCAUUUGCUCGCAAUGGGGUUUUAUGGCGUCUGCAGAGGCACGAAUUGUCCCGGACCAGAAGCCUGUAGAGGGAGGGCGCUCAGCAUGCAUAGUCAACGGAGGGAUGGCAUUAGGCUGAGGAUGCGCGCAUGAUGCGGUACAAUGCUAGAGAAUCACGAAGUCAGAGACAAGCUGCCAAGUAGAGGGGCUUUUAGACUUGGUGUUGGUGAUGGAGGAAUGCGGUAUCGAUGCGUAUGUGAUGCU